AUGACUGGGAUACUGGGAGUGCAAGGCUCGGAUCCCGAGCUGACCGUCGACUUCGUGAUUCCUUCUGAAGCGAGCCCUCCACUUCUUGACGGAUCGUACUUCACAUCUACAAUACUGGCAAAUGUGACUUUCUUGCCCUCAAACUUCGUUACAGUUACUCCUGCGAAUGACGAUGAGUUUCCUGCGCUGAAAGGCUUGGGCAUCUCAUGCGCACUAUUUUCUUUUACUCCAGGAGCUGUGAAUCCUCCGCACACUCAUCCUCGAGCAACGGAGCUUCUGUAUGUUAUUCGAGGCGUUCUGGAUGUGGGGUUCAUCGACAGCAGCAACAAGCUGAGGACUCAAACUAUAAAAACCGGUGACCUUUUUGUCUUCCCAAAAGGUUUGGUUCACUACGAGGUCAACAGACAUCAUAGGAUUUCAAAAGCUUUAGCUUCAUUCAACAGUGCCAAUCCUGGGCUUUUAAGAUUACCUACCAGCCUCUUCAAAUCUGGAAUUGCUGAUGAUGUGCUCCAGCGUUCUUUUGGAGUGUCAUCGGCCAUUAUUCAUGAGUUGAAGAACGCCACGGUCAACUGA
This is a messenger RNA of Marchantia polymorpha subsp. ruderalis, 573 nucleotides long. The record is from the annotation of a GenBank genome assembly. NCBI's taxonomy places the organism in Eukaryota, Viridiplantae, Streptophyta, Marchantiopsida, Marchantiales, Marchantiaceae.